GGUUUCUGUAGGUUUCUGCUGGUUUCUGCUGGUUUCUUCUGGUUCCUGUUGGUUUCUGCAGGUUUCUGCUGGUUUUUCUGCUGGUUUUUCUGUUGGUUUCUGUAGGUUUCUGCUGGUUUCUUCUGGUUUUUCUGCUGGUUUCUUCUGGUUUCUGCUGGUUUCUUCUGGUUCCUGUUGGUUUCUGCAGGUUUCUGCUGGUUUUUCUGCUGGUUUCUGUAGGUUUCUGCUGGUUUCUCUGCUGGUUUCUGCUGGUUUUUCUACUGGUUUCUACUGGUUUCUUCUGGUUUCUUCUGGUUCCUGUUGGUUUCUGCAGGUUUCUGCUGGUUUUUCUGCUGGUUUAUGUUGGUUUCUGCUAGUUUCUGCAGGUUUCUGCUAGUUUCUCUGCUGGUUUCUACUGGUUUCUCUACAGGUUUUGCUGGUUUCUGUGAAUUUAGCAGCCGUUUGUUGAUGACAGAGUCGUUUUCCGUCCUGAGACGCAGGGACAGAGAGUUUCCUGCGUCCUCUUCAGGCUUUAUUGUGUCAAUGACACUCUAACCGUGCUGAGCAGCGUCUGGGGACGGGGACAAAGAACCCCGAUGCAUCAUGGUGGGGUCAUGGAGGUGUCGUCUCACAGCCUCUUCCUGCUGCAGCAGCUCAACGUCCAGAGAGAGUUCGGCUUCCUGUGUGACUGCACCGUCGCCAUCGGCAACGUUUACUUCAAAGCUCACCGCGCCGUGCUGGCCGCCUUCUCCAACUACUUCAAGAUGAUCUUCAUCCACCAGUCCAGUGAGUGUAUAAAGAUCCAGCCCACAGACAUCCAGCCGGACGUCUUCAGCUACCUGCUCCACAUCAUGUAUACCGGCAUGUGUCCGAAGCAGCCGGUGGACCAGAGCCGUCUGCAGGACGGCAUCAAGUUCCUCCACGCCUACCAGCUGUGCCGGAAACCCGGCGAGGGCGCCGCCGACGCCGCUGCCGACAUGGUCCGCAUGUCCAACCUGUACGGCAUUCAGAUCUCCUCCCAGCUGGCCAACAAGGACGCCCCCGGGGUCCCCAAGACCAGCGGCGCAUCCCGCGGCGCCGCCGAGGACGGACGCUCCUCCGGCCGGGGGGGGAGGGCCCACUCCCAGCUGUCCCUCGCCGUCGGACUGGAAGGGAUCCCGUCAGAUCGGCAGGCCUCGGCGCUACGCAACGUCUGCUCCGUGGCGUCCGGGGACGACUCCGACAUCUCGACUCGCAUUAAGCAGGAGCGUGUGGAGGAGGAGGAGGGGGACGAGGAGGCGCCGGGGCCGGGGUCUCCAUCUCAGAGCAGCAGUCCCUCUCAGAGCCUCCUGUUCAAAGACCGGCCCUUGGUCCUGCUGUGUCCCCGCUGCGGGGAGCGCUGCUCCUCCCCCGAGGACCUGCGGGAGCACCUGUUCAGCCACGCCCUCGACCCGGCCCGCCUGAUGGAGGGGCUGUCGCAGGGCGGCGAGCUGGACGCCGGCGUGGAGGAGGGGCCGGCGGGGGCGCAGGAGCAGCUGGACGCAGGGUGUCUGGAGGAGGCGCUGAGACAGAGUCAGGCGCUCGCCAACCAGCUGGCCGCAGAGCUGAGGAGGAGCAGGGGGGGGAGCAGCCCCACGCCCGCCGCCGCCGCCACCCUGCACUCCCGGAAACGUAAGAUCGCCUGCGCCGUCUGCAGCCUGCGCUUCUCCCACAAGAGCCAGCUCCAGGAGCACAUGUACACGCACACCGGCAAACCGUCACGCUACCACCGCUACAACCGCCUCUGUAGCCAGCUCUUCCAGGCCUCCGCACACUUCUGCGAGGGCGCCGCGGAGCCCGGGGGAGGGGGCGGGGCCUCGUCGGGCGUCGCGCCCUCUGAUGAAGCGAACAGGGACACUCAGGACAACGGCAGCUCCUGCUACUCCCUGGACUCUGAGAUCUCCCAGGAGAGCGUGGACGGCGUCCCUGUGGAGUGAUGUUUGACCACCAGGAGCAGACGGGUUCUAGGUUCUCUGGUUCUGGGUACCCUGGUUCUGGGUUCUCUGGUUCUGGGUUCUCUGGUUCUGGGUUCUCUGGUUCUGGGUUCUCUGAUUCUGGACUCGGUCCGGUUCCCGGUCACGGCUGCGAAUUCAGUCGAUCGACAGGAAAUCAAUCAGAAACUAUUUGGAAAAUGGAUGAAUUGUUUUGAGUAAUUUUUUUUAAGAAAAAGGGAAUUCUCUGGUUUCAUGUGAAUAUUUUCUGUUUUUCUACAAACAAACUGAAUCUCUGACAGUCGCACAAGACGAGACAGUCAAAGAGACUUUUUCACUGCCGACAACACGAAUAAUGAGUCAUCAACCCAUUCAGGCCUCAAACGGCUGUAAAAACUGCCUGUAAAACCUCUGAUUGGUGAUUUUAAAAUCAGCCCCUAAAACCUGAAGUUUUUCUGUAAAUCCAACAGAAGUGUCAACUCUUCCUACUAAAUAAUAGAUUUUCAGCCUCUGUAGCAGAUAGAAAUGAAAUUCAUAAAGUAUCUGAGAGCUUAUAGCUGUUAUAUCUGAGCUCCCUCCGCUAUAGUCGUCUUCACCAUGAUUUAUAACUUUUGGAAAAGUCCCAUGAUGCAUUGCGACACUCCCACAUGGAUUCUGAUGCAUUUCAUUGGCCAAGAGACCGAAAAUAGGUGGAAAAAACUACAAAUACUACAAAACCACAUAUCCUCUUUCCUCUUUAAUGGUAGAAUAACACAACAGCGCCCCGGUUUUAAUGGUAGAAACCGGUAAUGCUUUCCCGCCUUAAAUGGGUUAAUGAGUCGUUUUGCCAGUUUGUGUUUGUUUCUGUGAAAAUGAUUGGAUCCUGAUCUUCCACACUCACCAGCGGACAGUGAACGCCUCAGUGACUCUGAGGGUCGGCUCCUUUAAUGUAAACAUAACAUCAGUGUGUCGUCGUGUCUUCAGACUCUUAUUGUGAAAAGACGCAGCAGUGCCUUCCUGUGGUGGUUCCAUGGUUUUGAUGUUUGUUUGUGUUGUUUCCAUCAGUGAAUUAAAGCCUCAUGACAAUCUGAAGAGUAGAACUCAUCAUCAACAAAGUCUACCAGCUUUUUGUAACGAAUGUCCUUUUUUAGAAACGUCAAGAACUCUCCGACUGUAAGAACUCUCUGACUGUAAGAACUCUCCGACUGUAAGAACUCUCCGACUGUAAGAACUCUCUGACUGUAAGAACUCUCUGACUGUAAGAAGAACUCUCCGACUGUAAGAACUCUCCGACUGUAAGAACUCUCUGACUGUAAGAACUCUACGACUGUAAGAAGAACUCUCCGACUGUAAGAACUCUCCGACUGUAAGAACUCUCCGACUCUAAGAACUCUCCGACUGUAAGAACUCUCCGACUGUAAGAACUCUCCGACUGUAAGAACUCUCCGACUGUAAGAAGAACUCUCCGACUGUAAGAACUCUCCGACUGUAAGAACUCUCCGACUGUAAGAAGAACUCUCCGACUGUAAGAACUCUACGACUGUAAGAACUCUUCGACUGUAAGAACUCUUCGACUGUAAGAACUCUCCGACUGUAAUUAGAACUCUCUGACUGUAAGAAGAACUCUCCGACUGUAAGAACUCUCCGACUGUAAGAAGAACUCUCUGACUGUAAGAACUCUCCGACUGUAAGAACUCUCCGACUGUAAGAACUCUCCGACUGUAAGAACUCUCCGACUGUAAGAAGAACUCUCUGACUGUAAGAAUUCUCCGACUGUAAGAACUCUCCGACUGUAAGAACUCUCCGACUGUAAUUAGAACUCUCCGACUGUAAGAAGAACUCUCCGACUGUAAGAACUCUCCGACUGAAAGAACUCUCCGACUGUAAGAAGAACUCUCUGACUGUAAGAACUCUCUGACUGUAAGAAUUCUCCGACUGUAAGAACUCUCCGACUGUAAGAACUCUCUGACUGUAAGAACUCUCUGACUGUAAGAAGAACUCUCUGACUGUAAGAACUCUCUGACUGUAAGAAUUCUCCGACUGUAAGAACUCUCCGACUGUAAGAACUCUCCGACUGUAAGAAGAACUCUCCGACUGUAAGAACUCUCCGACUGUAAGAACUCUCCGACUGUAAGAAGAACUCUCCGACUGUAAGAACUCUCCGACUGUAAGAAGAACUCUCUGACUGUAAGAAGAAGUCUCCGACUGUAAGAACUCUCCGACUGUAAGAACUCUCUGACUGUAAGAACUCUCCGACUGUAAGAACUCUCUGACUGUAAGAAGAACUCUCUGACUGUAAGAACUCUCUGACUGUAAGUAUUCUCCGACUGUAAGAACUCUCCGACUGUAAGAACUCUCCGACUGUAAUUAGAACUCUCCGACUGUAAGAAGAACUCUCCGACUGUAAGAACUCUCCGACUGUAAGAAGAACUCUCUGACUGUAAGAACUCUCCGACUGUAAGAACUCUCCGACUGUAAUUAGAACUCUCUGACUCUAAGAAGAACUCUCCGACUGUAAGAAGAACUCUCCGACUGUAAGAACUCUCUGACUGUAAGAACUCUCCGACUGUAAGAACUCUCUGACUGUAAGAAGAACUCUCCAACUGUAAGAACUCUCCGACUGUAAGAACUCUCCGACUGUAAGAAGAACUCUCCGACUGUAAGAAGAACUCUCCGACUGUAAGAACUCUCCGACUGUAAGAACUCUCCGACUGUAAGAACUCUCUGACUGUAAGAACUCUCCGACUGUAAGAACUCUCUGACUGUAAGAAGAACUCUCUGACUGUAAGAACUCUCUGACUGUAAGUAUUCUCCGACUGUAAGAACUCUCCGACUGUAAGAACUCUCCGACUGUAAUUAGAACUCUCCGACUGUAAGAAGAACUCUCCGACUGUAAGAACUCUCCGACUGUAAGAAGAACUCUCUGACUGUAAGAACUCUCCGACUGUAAGAACUCUCCGACUGUAAGAAGAACUCUCCGACUGUAAGAAGAACUCUCCGACUGUAAGAACUCUCCGACUGUAAGAAGAACUCUCCGACUGUAAGAAGAACUCUCCGACUGUAAGAACUCUCCGACUGUAAGAACUCUACGACUGUAAGAACUCUCCGACUGUAAGAACUCUCCGACUGUAAGAAGAACUUAUUUCAAACAGUUUGUUCUCAGCUCAACUUUCAUUUGUGCAGCUGAAAGGAUCGUACCACUGUUUUAUUAAUUUAUGUUUUUACUAAAUUAACUAUUUGAUUAUUAUAAUGACUAUUAUUACUAUUCUGAU
Molecule: messenger RNA, 5179 nt
Organism: Centropristis striata (black sea bass)
Lineage: Eukaryota; Metazoa; Chordata; Actinopteri; Perciformes; Serranidae
Gene: zbtb25
Product: zinc finger and BTB domain containing 25
Exons: 3
Coding region: 576-1934 (452 amino acids)
Biological process (GO): regulation of transcription by RNA polymerase II
Cellular component (GO): nucleus
Molecular function (GO): DNA-binding transcription factor activity, RNA polymerase II-specific; RNA polymerase II cis-regulatory region sequence-specific DNA binding; protein binding
Source: RefSeq, a predicted model, not a curated record